Messenger RNA from Apodemus sylvaticus (European woodmouse), 1809 nucleotides. It is a transcript of the gene Lpxn, whose product is annotated as leupaxin. Bases 185 to 1345 code for a protein of 386 amino acids. The record is from RefSeq and is a predicted model, not a curated record. The transcript is spliced from 10 exons. NCBI's taxonomy places the organism in Eukaryota, Metazoa, Chordata, Mammalia, Rodentia, Muridae.
GAGGCUGCUUUGCACUGUCUCAUUCAGUUCCGUUGUGGUCCUCUACUUCACCACAUGCCAGGAAAGUUCUUCACACUCUUCAAGACUAGAGCAUCGUAGGCGUAGGACAAUGGAAGAGUUGGAGAAAUCUUGAAGGAGCAGAUUACUUGGCAAGAAAAACAGUCCUUCCUUCCACUCUGAAGUAAUGAAAACAGCAUAUGCCUUAUUGGAGGAAUUGGAACGCUGCACCUUUCAGGACAGUGAGGAAUAUUCAAAUCCAGUCUCUUGUUACCUGGACCAGCGAUCUACAGAGGAGAACAAGCUUCCCCAAACCUCAGAGACUUUGUCAUCUCAGGGUAACACAAGUCCCUUGAAGGUGCAGCUCGUGUAUACGACCAGUAUCCAGGAGCCCAAUGUCUACAGUGAGGUCCAAGAGCCAAAAGAAUCAGCACUUCCUUCUAAAACCUCAGCAGCUGCUCAGUUGGAUGAGCUCAUGGCCCACCUGAGUGAAAUGCAGGACAAGGUUUCAGUGAAAGCAGAUACCAGCAAGAAACCCUUGCCAGACCAGCAGGAUCACAAGGCAUCUCUGGACUCAAUGCUUGGAGAUUUGGAACAGGAACUACAAGAUCUUGGGAUUGCCACAGUCCCCAAGGGCUACUGUGCUUCCUGCCAGAAACCAAUUGCUGGGAAGGUGAUCCAUGCUCUUGGGCAAUCUUGGCAUCCAGAGCACUUUGUUUGCACUCACUGCAAGGAGGAGCUUGGCUCCAGUCCCUUCUUUGAACGGAGUGGCCUAGCGUACUGCUCAAAAGACUACCACCACCUGUUCUCUCCACGCUGUGCCUACUGUGCUGCUCCCAUCACAGAUAAAGUGCUGACGGCAAUGAACAAGACGUGGCACCCAGAGCAUUUCUUCUGCUCUCACUGUGGAGAGGUGUUUGGUGCAGAAGGUUUUCAUGAGAAGGACAAGAAGCCAUACUGCCGAAAGGAUUUCUUAGCCAUGUUCUCACCUAAGUGUGGUGGCUGCAACCGCCCAGUGUUGGAAAACUACCUUUCAGCCAUGAAUACUGUCUGGCAUCCAGAGUGCUUUGUGUGUGGGGACUGCUUCAGUAGUUUUUCUUCUGGCUCCUUCUUUGAACUGGAUGGCCGUCCAUUCUGCGAGCUCCAUUACCAUCACCGCCGAGGGACCCUCUGCCAUGACUGUGGGCAGCCCAUCACUGGCCGCUGCAUCAGUGCCAUGGGGCAUAAGUUUCAUCCUGAACACUUUGUGUGUGCUUUCUGCCUGACACAGCUGCCGAAAGGCAUCUUCAAGGAGCAGAACAACAAGACCUACUGUGAAAAAUGCUUCAUUAAGCUCUUUUCACAGUAGUUCCCCUUUGACCUACAUCUGCUUCAUGUUACCUGUAAAACUGAGGCCAAAAUAGGAAAGAGCACAGCUUCUGUCCCCAGCCUUCUGUUCAGUGGGCUAAUAGAGUACAAACAAUGAACAAAUAAGGGCCUUUGUAGGUGUCUCUAGGCUUAUAACCUUAAUUUUGAAGAUGCUUCUUAUCACUUUUUAAUUAUGUAUGUGCAUUUAGAUUUAGAUCAAGACCCUCUGAAGGUACAUUUCUUAUGUGCACAGUUCUUUCCACUGCUGGUUUUCUCUUUCUCACUUUUUACCUCUACUAAUGUCCCAUUCAAAUCUUCAGAUGUAGGCCACGGGGUUUUACUCUCUUUGCUAUCAGGGAUCAUGACACUACUCUUAAACCCUUAGUGUCUCUGUAUUUUGCUUUUUAAGCAGAAGUGUAUUUUUACUGACACAUGUGAUGAAUAAAGCAGCUUGUGGUUUGGUGA